AUGAGUACUCCAAAGGGCUUCCCGGGUCGCUGGACGGAGCGCCGCGUCACCUCCUCUCUGCAUCUCUCCAUCGUCCUCCUCCCGUACUACAUCUGCCCGCUCCUGCCCAACUUCCCGCGCUUGUCGGCGCCGUCGCCGGCGCCCGCGGGCUCGCUCUUCACGCCAUACUGCGCCAAGCGCCGCUCCAAAACGGGUUCGCCCUCGCAGGCUCCGAGGUCCUGUGUGAUUCGCGCCGACGCGGAGUUGGGAGGGGGCGGCGCCAAGAAGCCGCGCGUCGUCAAGUCGGAGGCCGCCUACCCUGCGGGCUUCGCCGCAAGGACGCAGCGCGCUCCCGGGGAGCAAGGCGCCUCCUCGCUUAAGAAGGAGAAGGUCGAGACGAGGCUGCAGAGCGAGAGAUGUGCAGAGGAGCUCCACACACGGCUUGAGAGCCGAGAGAGUGUGAGGGGGGACAGUGGCGCGGGCGCGUUCACCGGAGUGCGACUGGAGAGGGGGGGGAGUGUGGCGGCGAGUCAUGAUGAGCAAGCUCUCAAGGCGAGCGGCGGGUGUGGAAGGGGGGGUGUUGCGCAGGAUUCGUCGAAAGGACUGCAUGCCGCUGGAGCAGGGGUCGUGUCUCCAAAGAGUGGAGAGGUGGAGCUGCGACCCUCGGCGUCCUUGUUCCCCCAGUUUUCUUCGGCAGUCCCCUGCGCGUCUUCGGUGGAGCUCGGGGACAGAGUCUGCGGCGAGGGAGAGUUCUGCGGAGCGAGCGCGAGAGGCGACGGCGCGGAAGACGCAGUCGAGUCGUCGUUCUUGGCGAUGGCAACCGAGCAGAAGAAGCAGCUCUUCGUCUUCCUCGCGGACGCCGGCAUUCUCCGCCGCGCCUUUCGCAAUCUUUUGCCUCGCCGCAUUCAACAUUUGAUUCAGUGGUUUUUCCCGAAUUUCCUCGUGUUUGUCGUCUUCGCGUCGCUCCUCUCGGCGUGUCUGCAGUACCGCGCCCCGAUCGCGAUCGACUUUGUGCUUCUGCUACUACUUCUCCUCCUUUGGGCCUUCAUUGGGCUGUGCAUUUCCGCCGACGGCGCCCGGAGCGGCGCCAAGGGCUCUGGAGCCGCAGCCGGCUGCGCCGAAGGCGCACUUGAAAAGGGACACCGGCUGCAGCCUCGCGAGGAGUCGGCGACAGAGCAGCCCCAUGCGCGGCUUCCCGAGAGCAGAGAGAGUGUGGGUGGGGACAACGGCGCGGGCGCGGCGGAGGUAGGCGAGGAGAGAGACGGUGAAGAAAAGAAACUAUUGUGCGAGGAGAGAGCGGCGUGCGCCGUCAGCGAGUGCAUCGAGACUGUGGCGCUGGUCGUCUCCCUGCCGGUCGCCAGCUGCGGUGAGGAGCCCGCUGGAGACAGUGAAGGCGAAGAAGCGAAUCAGGCGGAGGCUGGCGCGAACGCGGCGAUUGUGGAGCCCGUGCACGCAGUUGUCGACGCGAGCGUUCAGCCGGAAGAGGCCGACCCGGAAACGGAAGCGCUGCAGGUCGCCAGCGGAACGUCUGAAACGGAAGAAGAGACGGAGACAGAAGAGGGGCUCGCGAGUCCGAGCACGACUCCGAGUGCGUCCGCUUCUUCGUCUACUUGUGUGAGCGGUGAUGUUUCGUCGCCGACGGGGAGCGUCAUCUCUGAAGAAGUGGCAGCUGAGACCGAAGCCGCGGUCGCGGAGGACGUGCCCUGUGAAGCUGCCGCACAAGAAGCGACUAGUGAGGUCGUGCAAGAACGGGAGAGCGAAGCAGAGUUGGGCCUCGCGCAGACGGCUGUGGAUGACGGCGAAGCUCGGCAAGGGGAGGAUGGCAGCGCACAAGCGAUCUCCCAGUCUGACUUGUCGUCUCCUCCGGUCCCGGCUUCAGAGGCGACAGAAGCGCGCGAGCGGGAAGAAGCGCCGCAGUCGAGUGCGGCGGGCGAUAUGCAAGAACCUGCGUGUGAGGGCGAUCGGGCGCAGGGGGCAACGAUCUCUUUUGCGUCUGUGCUGCUGGGGCAGGGGGGAGUGGAGAGUUCGCUGGACAUCGAGGACGACGUAGCGCGCGCCCCGAGUUUGUCGUUUCUGCCCUCAUCGCGGUCGUCCUGCGCCUCGCUUUUCUUCGCAGAGUCGGCGGAGACUGCGUGUGCGCCAGUGUUUCAGGCAGUCGAGGCCGCCGGCAUCGAGAGCGCCGCCGCGGAGACGAAGGACGCUGGAGAGCGCGCAGCCGCAGAGGGAGAGGCAGAUGCGGAAAGUGAGCGACUGCCAGCGAGUCUAGAGGAUAAUCUGCUGGGUGCCGCUGAGCCACGCAUGGAAGCCGACGUAGAAGCUGCAGCGGUUGCGCAGAGUGCGGCGGAGGGGCAAGAAGCGGAGGAAAAAGAAGAGCCAGCGGAGCGAGAGACGGGAGAGGCGGAGCUCGCCACUGUCGCGCAGGGGUCUGACGAACCCGUCGAGACCGAACCCAGUGCGGAGGGGCGGAAGAAUGACGAGAGCGUGAGGGAAGAAGCGGCUGUGAGUCUUUCGGAGAAGGGAGAGGAAGGAGAGGAGGAAACCUGCUGUCACGGAGGCAGUGUCCUGGUCUCCGAUGUAGCCGCUUCUCCAGCCUUGUGUGGGCUCCCGAUUGGAGACACGCUGCCGGAAGAGGAGGCCGCGUCGCUUGUUUGGGGUGCCGAGGAGACCAACGCAGCUCGGGGCGGCGGGUUGUCAGCAACUUCGGAUUCUUUCCUGCCGUCGCUCUUGCCGUAUGCGCGCGCCGCGGCGGCGCCGGCGCGCCUGUCUCCGCCUCUAGCCGCCCCGUCCCUGUGUGCGUCAUUGGCUCCAGUCCCGCUGUUUUCGGGCGUGGUGCCGUCGUCGCUGGUCGUCUCUGCGGCGGACAAUCUUCAAACGGGCGAGAGCGUCAGCGCAGUCGGCGGAGUGAAUCCAAUUGCGAUGCCGGCGCCGGAGGAGGGCGCAGAGGAGGCGGAGGGCGGCGCGGAGAGGCACGAUCCCUGGGGCUGCUUCCCCGCGGUUCUGGAGAGUGCGGCAGAGAGCGACGGCGAGCAGGGCUUCGGCGAGUUCAUCCCCUCUGCCUUGUCGCUGCCGCCGUUCCCCCUCCCCCCCGCGCCUUGCUGUCCCCUGGAGGCGCUUGACGCCGCGCAGACGCAGAGCGGCGUGUUGGCGCUGGAGGGCGCCGGAAUGCUGGAGGCGAGCCCCAAGGUCGCGCUCGGCGGAGAGAAGGCGGCGGCCGAGGGAGACGCGCUGCAGCAGCACGAGGAGGCGAUCUUCUGCGAGGAGGACGCCUCGUCUGCUUCGCGCUUCGUGCUCCCCGAUGACGAAGAGACAGCGGACGAGUGCGCUGGCGUCUCGGCCUCGCAGGCCGUCCCCCCCGCAGCGCUGUCGCCCCCUUGCGCGACGCCGCAGGCAGCGCCUCCUCGAGGGCCGUCCUCGUCGGCUCCCGCGGACAGCAAGAGCGAGCGGGAGGAGCCAGGCGCGGCGGCGGGUUCGACGCAGACGCACAGCGCGAAGCAGCGCGUGGCGCUUCAGCACUACAUGGCGCUGGUGCGCGAGUGUCAUCGCACGAAAGACAGUCGCGGCGCCAUUCGCGUGCUGGAGCGCCUUCAUGCCGAGGGUCGCGUCGCCCCGGACACCCAGCUCCUCAACUACGUCCUCCUCGUCUGCGUGUCCGCCAACGACCGCGCCAUGACCGAUCGGUUGUUUUCCUUCAUGGAGUCAACGGGAUGCGCCGACCUGGUCACCUACAACACGCUGAUCAAGAGUUUCACGACGAGCGGCCAGCUGCAUCUCGCCGAGCAGAUCCUCGCGCGGAUGGAGGGUUGCGGGGAGCCGAGUGCGAUCAAGGAACGGCGGAAUCGCAUCGCCCCCGACGAGGUCACCUUCAACCUCCUCGUCAACGCCGCAGUCAGCGAAGGCAAACUCGACAAAGCCUGGGAGUACAUAGACCGCAUUCGAAAGGCCAACCUCUCGCCUGACAAGUUCACCAUCAGCUCCAUCAUCAAGUCGCUGCAGCCGGGGCAGAGUCGCCAGCACAUGCUGCGGGCCUUCCGACUGAUGGAUCAGAUUGACGUCUGCGAAGAUCUCGUCCUGCUGAGUACUUGCGUUGACGCCUGCGCGCGCCUGAGCGACCUCGAACGUCUCGAAGUUCUCCUCAGCCGAUUUGAGAAGUCGGGCUUGAAGCCGAAUGCACACGCGUAUGGCACCCUGAUCAAGGCAUACGGGAAGCUCGGCAACAUCACGCGAGUAUGGGAGCUCUGGCGCGAGCAGCAGUGCAACGGCGUGGAGCUGACCAACUACACACUGGGCUGCAUGAUUGACUGCCUAACGAGCAACGGCUUGGUUGCGGAGGCGGUGCAGCUGUUUGAAUCGACUGUCGAGGCUGGGUCGGCGGGCGCGGUGCUGUUUUCCAUCCUGAUCAAGGGCCUUGCGCGUUUCCGCGGGCGGGGCCUGGAGUUGGCGCUGGGCGCGUACCGGCGCCUGAAGGCGCGGAGAGUGGUGGACUCUGAGCACGCGAGCGGAGAGGCGUCGGGUGGCGCGGAGUCGCGCAAAGAGAGCGCGAGAAACGGCGACAAGAAGGCGGGGAGCGGGGCACGCGGUGCCCACGCCAGGGAGGAGGCCGGCGCUGCGGCGAGCCGAGACCGGCAGACCGCGAAGGAUGGAGGCGAGAAGGAUUGCUACGCGCAGGUGCUCAACACGAUUUCCUUCAACUCGCUUCUGCACCUUUGCAUCCGCUCGGGGCAAGUCGCCGACGCCCUCGAGCUCUUCAAAGACAUGCAGAGUCACCCGCACGCGAAGCCGGACUUGAUCACGUACAGCACCGUGAUCAAGGGGUUGUGCUGUCUGCCGAACCAGCACGCGCUGGACGCCGCGCUCGGCGUGUUUGAGCAGAUGCAGCGCGAGGCGCGCAUCGCCCCCGAUGCGAUCGUCUACAACACGUUGAUUCAGGGCGCCGCGACGCGCCGGAACGUGGCGCUGGCAGAGUCGCUGCUGCGUCAUAUGCUGCAGAACAACGUGAAGCCCAGCAGCUACACGCUGUGUCAGUGCGUGAAGCUGUACGGGAAGUGCGGCGACUUGGCGCGUGCCCUCGAGCUCGCCCUGGAGCUCCCGCGGCGCUUCAACUUCGAAAUGGACGGGUACGUGUAUACCGCGCUGAUCGCCGCCUGCACCCGCAACCGCUCGCCUUUCCUCGCCGCGACGCUCGCGCUGCAGGCGCAGCGCGAGUCCCAGGAUCUCCCUGCCGCCCUGCUUAUGCGCCUCGCUAACCACUUGGGGCAGCAGCGCGAAGUCGCCGAGCGCGAGGCAAUGAACUCGAACCUGCGCGACCUCCCGCUGCUGCAGGCCUUCUACGGCUUCGAGGCGCCGUCCCGCGCCGACGCGGCCUCUGCCUCGGGCGCGCAAGCGCCGUCGCUGUACGAACUCGCUUCCGGCCUGUCGCACCCCGAGCUCCGCGGCCGGGCUGUAUCUGAGCAGCAGGCGAAGGCCACAGUCAUGGCGGUCACCAAGGAACUCAAGCGACUCGCCGCGGUCGCGCCGGCGCAGAAGGGCGAGCGCGGGCGGGGAGGCAGCGAUGAGGACGACUUCGAGUUCUCCGCAGAGAGCCUGGGGCCCGUGAAGGCGCGCAGAGAGAAAGAGGGACUCGGCGCAGGGCGCGGAGCGAAGCGUCCGGUGAAGCGCGGCUGUAACCCGGGGGUCCGGGGCGUCAAGAGAAAAACGGCUCAUCGGGACGCUACUGAGAGUGCGCAGCCCGAGACGUUUGGUUUCGCAGGGCCGCGCGCGUUUCUGCAGCACGGUGUAGCAAACAAAGGCUUUGCUAGCAAGCGCGGAAACUCUCAAGUCAGCCGCUUCGCGCACCCAGGCAAACUCGCCGAGGCGCAACUCUCGAGUGCAGCAUUCGACAGUCGCGGCGGACGGUGCCGGGGCCCCGCUGGAGGGAGCGUGAGGAGGGGCGCUGAGUCACGCGAAUGCGUCGAGGGAGGCAGACGAAAACGGCGCGAAAGGCGGCCUCAGUGUGAAGGGUAG
Messenger RNA from Besnoitia besnoiti, 5979 nucleotides. RefSeq names its product pentatricopeptide repeat domain-containing protein. The record is from RefSeq and is a predicted model, not a curated record. The coding region runs from base 1 to 5979 and encodes 1992 amino acids. Lineage: Eukaryota; Apicomplexa; Conoidasida; Eucoccidiorida; Sarcocystidae. The transcript is spliced from 6 exons. Gene Ontology annotation, molecular function: protein binding.